UUCCACUCCCUACCUCUGAGACCCAACGCGACGGCCUCCUCCUCCACGCCGAUGGCGACCCCUCACUCACCCAGCUGAACAUCUGCACCAAGCACACGCAAGCAGGAGGCGGUAGAGAGAGGAGGGAGGAAGAGGAGAAGGAAGCGGCGUGAGCAGCCAUGGACCGGCUGCUGUUCGACGAGCUGGCUGGGGAGGCGCUGCGGGAGCUGCUGCGCGCGGUGCGGGGCACCUUCCUCUGCCGCUCCACCGCCGAGCGCCUGCGCCGGAGCGUCGAGCCGCUGCUCCCCCUCGUGCAGGACCUCGGGCCUCACAACCAGCGCACCAACGGGGAGCUCGGGGAGCUCGCGGCGCGGAUCAGGGAGGCGCUCGACCUCGCGCGCCGCGCCGCGUCCUCCCCGCGCUGGAACGUGUACCGCGCCGCGCAGCUCGCGCGCCGGAUGGAGGCCGCCGACCGCGGGAUCGCUCGGUGGCUGGCGCGCCACGCGCCCGUGCACGUCAUCGACGGCGUGCGCCGGCUGCGGGACGAGGCCGGCGCGCGCAUCGAGCGGCUCGAGCGCCGCGUCGAGGAGAUCGCGGCAGCGCAGCAGCAGACGCCGCCGGCCAUGUCCGUCCCCGUCGCGCCGCCGCCGCUUAAGGGCUCCAUGGUUGCUAUGCCGCCGAUGGAGGCGCUGCCGCACAAGGCCAUGGCGAUGGCGAUGGAGAUGCCGCCCGCCAAGGCCGGGGUGAUGGCCAUGGACGUGGAGCUUCCGGAGGAGCACGCGGGCGACGGGAUGCUGGGCGGCGGCCUCAAGGUGGGCAAGGAGAAGGUGAAGGAGAUGGUGAUGAGCGGCGGUGGCGGCUGGGAGGUGGUCGGCAUCUCCGGCAUGGGCGGCAGCGGCAAGACCACGCUCGCCAUGGAGAUCUUCAGGGAUCACAAGGUCCGAGGCUACUUCAACGAUAGGAUCUUCUUUGAGACGAUCUCACAAUCUGCGAACUUGGAGACCAUCAAGAUGAAGCUGUGGGAGCAGAUCAGCGGCAACUUAGUGCUUGGUGCAUUCAACCAGAUCCCAGAAUGGCAGCUCAAGUUAGGGCCGAGGGACCGAGGACCGGUCCUUGUUAUCCUUGAUGAUGUGUGGUCUCUUGCACAGCUUGAGGAGCUCGUCUUCAAGUUCCCUGGGUGCAAGACUCUUGUUGUAUCGAGAUUCAAGUUUCCCAUGUUGGUAACACGGACAUAUGAAAUGCAGCUGCUUGAUGAGGAGGAGGCUUUAUCUGUCUUCUGCCGUGCUGCCUUCGAUCAGGAGUGUGUUCCAUGCACUGCUAACAAGAAAUUGGUUAAGCAGGUCGCUGCAGAGUGUAGAGGGCUUCCUCUAGCUCUGAAGGUUAUCGGUGCAUCGAUGCGGGAUCAGCCUCCUAUGAUAUGGCUUAGUGCCAAGAACCGGUUGUCACGAGGAGAGGCUAUUUCGGAUUCCCAUGAGACCAAGCUCCUAGACAGAAUGGCAGCAAGCGUUGAGCGCUUGUCAGAGAAGGUUAGAGAUUGUUUCCUUGAUCUGGGCUGCUUCCCAGAGGAUAAGAGGAUCCCUCUUGAUGUGUUGAUCAACAUUUGGAUGGAGAUACAUGAUCUUGAUGAGCCAGAUGCUUUUGCCAUCUUGGUUGAGCUUUCGAACAAGAACCUUGUUACCCUCGUUAAUGAUGCACAGAACAAGGCUGGAGAUCUGUAUAGUAGCUACCAUGACUUCUCGGUGACGCAACAUGAUGUGUUGAGGGAUCUGUCACUUCAUAUGAGUGGACGUGAUCCUCUGAACAAGCGGAGGCAGCUGGUGAUGCCAAGACGAGAAGAAUCACUUCCAAGAGAUUGGCAAAGGAAUAAGGACACUCCGUUUGAAGCUCAGAUUCUUUCCAUUCAUACAGGUGAAAUGAAAGAAUCUGACUGGUUCCAGAUGAGCUUCCCCAAGGCAGAAGUGCUCAUCCUCAACUUCGCCUCAAAUGUGUACUACCUCCCACCAUUCAUCGCAACGAUGCAGAACCUGAAAGCCUUGGUGCUGAUCAACUACGGAACCACCAGCGCAACCCUUGACAAUCUAUCUGCCUUCACCACGCUCAACGGCCUGAGGAGCCUCUGGCUGGAAAAGAUCACCCUCCCACCACUGCCAAAGACCACAAUUCCACUGAAUAGCCUGCGGAAGAUCUCCCUUGUCCUCUGCGAGCUGAACAACAGCCUAAGAGGAUCAAAGAUGGACCUCUCAGUGACUUUCCCACGUCUAUCCAGCCUCACCAUUGAUCACUGCAUAGAUCUGAAGGAGUUGCCAUCUAGCAUCUGUGAGAUCAGCUCCCUUGAGAGCAUCUCCAUCUCAAACUGCCAUGACCUCACUGAGCUCCCAUAUGAGCUGGGCAAGCUGCACUGCCUGAGCAUUCUUCGGGUGUAUGCCUGCCCGGCGUUGUGGCGGCUCCCGCCGUCGGUGUGCAGCCUGAAGAGGCUGAAAUACCUUGACAUAUCUCAGUGUAUCAACCUGACAGACCUCCCAGAGGAGCUUGGUCACCUGACAAGCCUGGAGAAGAUUGACAUGCGGGACUGCUCGCGGUUGAGGAGCCUCCCGAGGUCGUCCUCCUCCCUGAAGUCCCUCGGUCACGUCGUGUGCGAUGAGGAGACAGCGUUGCUGUGGAGGGAGGCCGAGCAGGUCAUCCCGGACCUCCGAGUGCAGGUGGCAGAGGAGAGUUAUAACCUUGACUGGCUUGUAGAUUGAUGUAAUGGUCUGGAUGCUUUGGCUUCCAAACUGACCAUGUACAGAUGAUGUGUAUAUGUUUCCCUGUGUAGUGCAGGAUGGCUGAUCAAUCCACUCGGCAAUUUUGACA
This is a messenger RNA of Phragmites australis (common reed), 2829 nucleotides long. RefSeq names its product putative disease resistance protein At5g47280. Gene Ontology annotation, biological process: defense response to fungus. The record is from RefSeq and is a predicted model, not a curated record. Gene Ontology annotation, molecular function: ADP binding. Lineage: Eukaryota; Viridiplantae; Streptophyta; Magnoliopsida; Poales; Poaceae. The coding region runs from base 159 to 2720 and encodes 853 amino acids. The transcript has 4 exons.